Babjeviella inositovora NRRL Y-12698 is the source of this 1027-nucleotide messenger RNA. RefSeq names its product homeobox domain-containing protein. NCBI's taxonomy places the organism in Eukaryota, Fungi, Ascomycota, Pichiomycetes, Serinales. The transcript is spliced from 3 exons. The record is from RefSeq and is a predicted model, not a curated record. Bases 187 to 975 code for a protein of 262 amino acids. Gene Ontology annotation, biological process: regulation of DNA-templated transcription. Gene Ontology annotation, molecular function: DNA binding; DNA-binding transcription factor activity, RNA polymerase II-specific.
AUACGAUCAUCACCUUUUCAUUCUGUGUGUAUUCUAACUUGAAUUAGAACACUCCAUCAUUGAUUCUUAACCACAGAUUAUUCCUUGCUGACUCUUAGUUGAACAGAUAAAACGCACCAUUAGAUAAUUAACAACCCUGUGCUAUUCAUCAAUCAGUGGUUGAUACGAUUUGAAUAUCCUUGCCUUAUGAAUUCCUUAUCUAUUACUCUGGUAGCUGAAAAUUCUUCUACGGUCAACUUACUGAAUAAACUAUAUAAACCGGAGACCAAUCAUGGCACCUUUCACUUAAACCAUGGGUGUGCUAGUAUCCCAGCGCUUGUGAACCCAUCAAUAUCUCUUCAAACACAAGCCUUAUCAACUAAAACUCCCAAGGUUCUUCCGUUUAGAAACUUGAUUUUGGGGGAUGUGCAAAAUCGUUUGAAGCUACUUAUUAAAACUGUCAGCUCGAACAAAGAAUUACAUUUGAACUACAUUAUUAAUGAGGUCCAAGAUGCAAAUGAAACUGUCUCCGCCAUAAUCAAAAAUGCUGCGACCUUUAGUCUCAGGGAGAAGAUGCAGCUAACAAAAAUUAAUCGUUUAUCUGUCGCACUAUCUCUUCUCUUCAGAGAAAGGAUUGUUUUGAAAGAAAGUCUUCAAAAAUUGAACGAAUUAGAUCACUCUUUCCAACCUAUUUCCCCUGAUGAUAAAACCCCACCCCCCCAAAUAUCUCAUGCUUUGAGGAAAAAAAAUAUGAGCAAAGACCGAGUUGAAAAGCCAAGCCUGGAAGGACAUAGACUACCCCGACAGCUGGUACUUACGUUACAAAAGUGGUACGAAGAGAAUGUGGUCAAUCCGUAUCUUUAUGAGGACACAAUGCAAGCACUCGUCAGAGAAACGGGGUUGACAACAAAGCAAGUAAGAAACUGGGUUUCAAACAAGAGAAGGAAAGAAAAGGAUUUCAAAAUUUCUUCAAAAUUGACGAAUAUCCUCUAUUAGCAAUUAUUUUAUUCGUUUGAAUCAAUAAAGAAUUGAUACUUGGUCGUUAUAU